AUGGUUCGCUACAAGGGACUAUUCAAGAGCAAGAGGAAAUCGGACAAUCCAGAAUGGGGUCUAUUCUCUACUAAAGGCGCAGUCGGCUUGGAAGUAUUACAUGACCCUCCAAAUGCCGAGCUGGACAUAAUCUUCAUCCACAGCCUCACAGCCAACCGCACAAGAACAUGGACCCACCAAAACGGCACUUUCUGGCCAAACGACCUCCUCGCAAACGACAUCCCCAAUGCCCGCAUAAUGACCUUCGGCUACGAACUCGACCUCCUCCACUUCACAUCAACAUCCACCUUAUCCACAAACCGCCUCCACGACCACGCCCAAUCCCUAUCCUAUGCACUCGUCAGCCAACGCAUAGACUGCUCAGCCAGACCGAUUAUAUUCAUCGCUCACGGUCUCGGCGGACUCAUCUGUCAACAAGCAUUCAUCCUAAGUAACUGCGUCGACGGACUAUGGGCGAUCUCAUCGAGUGCUAUCGGUGUGGUUUUUAUGGGGACGCCACAUUAUGGCUCUUCACUUUCGUAUUACGGGGAGAAACUUGUGAACUGUGUGCGCAGGAAGGGUGAUAUCAUGCAUGUUGCCGCGCUAGAGCGUCAUCUCGGACCAAAUGAUCUGCAGCGUGUUGCGGGUGAGUUUCAGGGGAUGUUGAGGAGGGGGGAUUUGGCUGUUAAUGUGUUUUGCUUUUAUGAGAUGGAGGGUGUGAAUGAUGUUGGCAAGAUUGUUGAGGAGGAAGCGGCGGUUUUACGGGGGUGUGAGAGUUUGGGUCUUACGGGUGAUCAUUGUGGUAUGGCGAGGUUUGAGGGCUUUGCGGAUGAGGGUUAUGGUAUUGUGCGGGAGAUUGUUAGGAGGUGGAUGAAGGAGGCGCGUAAGGAUGGGAAUGGGAUGGUUGUGGAUAAGUCUUCUGUUGUGUCUGGGGGUUCUUCCUGUUGGGAGUCUGGCUUGGUUGGAGAGUUGGAUUCUUGGGAAUUAUUUUGGGGAAAGUAA
Penicillium bovifimosum is the source of this 981-nucleotide messenger RNA. RefSeq lists its product as uncharacterized. NCBI's taxonomy places the organism in Eukaryota, Fungi, Ascomycota, Eurotiomycetes, Eurotiales, Aspergillaceae. The coding region runs from base 1 to 981 and encodes 326 amino acids. The transcript has 3 exons. The record is from RefSeq and is a predicted model, not a curated record.